AUGUUUGGGAGGAGCGAAGACUACUAUUCCGCUUACGAUGUCAUACUGUGGUCGAAGAUCGCGGAAAUUGAGAAGCUCGCUUUGUUUCGCUUCAUCAAUCACGCCGGCAUACCAGACCAUGGCGGUAGGUACGUACUGCAGAAAGUCGCCGAAUCACCCGACGUUCCUUUGGAAACCACUCUUCUAUCCAUCUGGGAAGAGUGGCUCGCCCUGGCAUGGAAAGUGAGCCGCGAUGAUAAUGUCUCUCCGGAGAUAGAAGCCGCACUGCGCGAGCGCGAUGAUAAUCAUUGCUGCAUCAAGGGAACUGAUGUAGAUACUAAGCCAACAUACAUCAUCGCGCCAUCCAUUGUGGAAGACCCUGCUUUGCAGCCCGGGGGGUCUUUACGACCAAUUCUAGAGGCGUUUCUUACUGAGGAAACAAUUAAGGAACUAUUCGAAUCACUCACCUUGCGAGGAAAAGAGAACGAGCUGAAGAAUAUGUGGCUCAUGUCACCUAUAGCGCGAUCUGCGUUUCGCCAUGGUCAUUACAGCAUAAUCAAGUCCCCCCAUCUCGAAAGGGGAAGGGACGGCGCCAGCCUACCUCAUGGAGGAUGGUGGAUCGUCCCUACAACCCCUGGAGAAAUGUCCCUAGCUGUUCUCAAUGGUAACGAGGAGUUUUAUAAGACUCCAUCCACGCCUAAUCCUGAUAGCCAUCCGUUGCCACUGGACCUGUUCGUCCAUAACCAUGGAAAGCUUACUAAACCGCUGCAUCUUCUCGGUGUCAUGAACAGAAUCAAGGGCGGUUGGCGGACUAGAAAAGAUCCCAGAACAGUGGGGAAAGCAGGACGACUUAUCCUUAGAUUCAUAUUACUCCUCCUACCAGUUUCUCUCAGGCUCGCGCUCUAUCAGCUUAUCUUUAGAUGGGCAGACCGAUUGAUUCCCUCACAAGCGGCAGGAUUCUAUGUUAAGUUUCUCCCGUUUGGAAUAUGCCUCAAGAAAGGUGGACGUAAUGCAGCCAAUGAAGCAAAUUCACUACUUCUAGUAGAGAAAUACACAACAAUAAACGCACCGAGAUUGAUUGAUUCGGUCAUGAUAGAUGAACAGUCAGGCUUCGUCUUGAUGACGGAAAUUUUUGGCGAUCGGCUGGAAGGUGUUUACUAUAGAACAACAUACGAAGAGCGGAAACAGAUCGGGCAGGACCUGGCGGAAUGGAUUUCUCAGCUGCGACGUAUUCCAAACAAAACAAACUACCUCAUCGCAGACACCUUGGGUGAACCACUGACUGAUCAUAGGUUUGGUGGGAAAACUUGGGGUCCCUUCAACACUGUUGCAGAUUUUACAGACCGUCUGGUGAAAGAUGUCCCAAAUAUCCAAAAACUGAAACACGAACUGCCACUGUCUGUUUUAUACCAAAAGAAGUAUGACAUUGUUUUUACUCAAUCCGAUCUACAUAUGAGAAAUAUCUUUUUAAAGAAUGGAAAGCUGCAUGGUCUCAUUGAUUUCGAAAGCGGGAGUUUCCGACCGGAGUACUGGGAGUUCACUCGAGCCGUAUGGCCCUAUGGAGGAGAUGUUACGCCUAGCUCUAUUUAUCGUUUUGCGUUUGGGGAAAAAUACAAGGAGGAACUUGAAGCAGAAACAUAUAUUCUGCUGAAUGGACCAUUUAUUUGCUAA
Ophidiomyces ophidiicola is the source of this 1650-nucleotide messenger RNA. RefSeq lists its product as uncharacterized. Bases 1 to 1650 code for a protein of 549 amino acids. Lineage: Eukaryota; Fungi; Ascomycota; Eurotiomycetes; Onygenales; Onygenaceae. The record is from RefSeq and is a predicted model, not a curated record. The transcript has 5 exons.